Molecule: messenger RNA, 2737 nt
Organism: Physella acuta
Lineage: Eukaryota; Metazoa; Mollusca; Gastropoda; Physidae
Product: cell surface glycoprotein 1
Source: RefSeq, a predicted model, not a curated record
AUUUACAUCCUUAGCCUACCUGAUGUUGUGUAUACCAUUCGCACGCCGGUGUUGCUAUGCACCAAAAUUGACUCAUAAAAAUAAAAAUUAGAAUAAGAAACGAAACGAAACGAACUCUCGCCACGUAAAAAGUCAUUAGACUCAACUUGAUUCCAAUCAAAGAACAUCUGACAUAGACUAACGCCUGAUUCUGAGUGAAGAUUCAUCUAAGUGUCAUCUACCCACGUACACCAUCUGUUGUCCAAGCUACCGUACACCAAGUUAUUCAUCAGAACAUCGUGAUGAGCCACUAACAUAAGUCCGUGUGUCCUAUCAUGGAGUGUCAAAUGAUCUACCCGCCACAAAAAAGGAAACCAUCUUGUCCGGCGCCCUGCGGGCCAUGCCCCCCAUGCCCUAAGCCGUGCCCUCCCUGCCAGACCAAGUCGUGUCGGAUCAUCUUGCCCCCCGAACCCAAGCCGGGUGUUUUUGACGAUUUAAGACGUCACAAUUUCUUCAACUGCGUUGGCAAUGUUCUGACUUUCUUGGCAGCAUUCUUCUUCCUCCUGUCAAUAUUAGAAUAUCUGAUAUACCAUGAAAUUGGAUCGCACUCCACAAAACAACCUGAUAUUUACGUCCAUGCAUGUGAAUUGGAACCCGAACCAUAUCCUGAACCGGACCCUGAAUACGAACAAGUACCCGAAGUCCCUGAGCCCGAAGAAGAAUCAGAGCUUGAACCAGAACCAGAACCUGAACCAGAGCCUGAACCUGAACCAGAGCCUGAACCAGAGCCUGAACCUGAACCAGAGCCUGUAACCGAGGUCGAUGAUGGGUCAUACGAGCCAGAACCUGAACCUGAACCUGAACCUGAACCUGAACCUGAACCUGAACCUGAACCUGAACCUGAACCUGAACCUGAACCGGAACCGGAACCUGAACCUGAACCUGAACCGGAACCUGAACCAGAGCCUGAGCCUGAGCCUGAGCCUGAGCCUGAGCCUGAACCGGAACCUGAACCAGAGCCUGAGCCUGAACCAGCGCCUGAACCUCAACCUGAACCCGAGCCUGAACCAGAACCUGAGCCUGAACCUAUACCAACGCCGAAAGAGGACCCUAAGCAGGCCGUGCCACCAAUAGAUGAAGAGCCAUUUGUGCCUGAACCUGAACCUGAACCUGAACCUGAACCUGAACCUGAACCUGAACCUGGACCUGAACCUGAACCUGAACCUGAACCUGAACCUGAACCUGAACCUGAACCUGAACCUGAACCUGAACCUGAACCUGAACCUGAACCUGAACCUGAACCUGAACCUGAACCUGAACCUGAACCUGAACCUGAGCCUGAGCCUGAGCCUGAACCUGAACCUGAGCCUGAACCGGAACCUGAGCCUGAACCGGAACCAGAACCCGAACCAGAACCAGAACCCGAACCGGAACCGGAACCCGAACCUGAGCCUGAACCUGAGCCUGAGCCUGAGCCUGAGCCUGAGCCUGAGCCUGAGCCUGAGCCUGAGCCUGAACCCGAGCCUGAGCCUGAACCUGAACCUGAACCUGAACCUGAACCUGAACCUGAACCCGAACCUGAACCCGAGCCUGAGCCUGAGCCUGAACCCGAACCCGAGCCUGAACCAGAACCAGAACCUGAGCCAGAGCCAGAACCAGAACCAGAACCAGAACCAGAACCAGAACCUGAGCCAGAGCCAGAACCAGAACCAGAACCAGAACCUGAGCCAGAGCCAGAGCCGGACCCAGAACCCGAGCCUGAGCCAGAGCCUGAGCCUGAGCCCGAACCCGAACCGGAACCGGAACCUGAGCCAGAGCCAGAGCCAGAGCCAGAACCAGAACCACAACCAGAACCAGAACCAGAACCAGCGCCCGAACCCGAACCUGAACCUGAACCUGAACCAGAACCAGAACCUGAACCUGAACCUGAACCUGAACCUGAACCUGAGCCUGAGCCUAAGCCUGAACCUGAACCUGAACCUGAACCUGAACCUGAACCUGAACCUGAACCUGAACCUGAACCUGAACCUGAACCUGAACCUGAACCUGAACCUGAACCUGAACCUGAACCUGAACCUGAACCUGAACCUGAACCUGAACCUGCACCUGCACCUGCGCCUGCGCCUGAGCCAGAGCCGGAGCCAGAGCCAAAGCCAGAACCAGAACCUGAACCCGAGCCGGAACCUGAGCCCGAGCCAUUGCUUCCGCCAAAGCCUGAGCCUCCCAAACCGAUUAUUCCAAGACCAAAAAAACCGAGAAGAACAAUAUGCUGGAGUGGGAAAUUUUACGGGGAAGGCAAACGUAAAAUCGCGAACUGGUUCAUCUUCCUCUUCUUCGGCCGAUAUUGACCACAGUGUCAUGUGACAGGAGCCUUGAACGAAUGGUUACCUCGACAAACACACAUCUUUACACAGGUUGCAGGUUUCCGCAACUCACAGCUUACCAAAGACUUUUUCACCAUUUGCUUAUUGUCAAACAGUUACGACUUUUAUUUAUUUGGCUAUCUUUUGCUAAUUUGUGGCUGUUGACAGUUCACUACGACAUAUUUUGUCCUCAAUAUUUGCCACUUUGUCCAACAUGUUGCGAACACUGUUUAAAGUAUAUGUUCGUGAAUACACACGAUAAGACAUUGAGUGUGUGGUGUAUGUUGGAUUCAUGAAAUUUUACAAUUUCAAAAGUAUAAAUAUUGUGUGUUUUAAACUUCAAGGUGUACAUGACAUCUAUGACCAUUACAUAAUAAAAAAAACGUAGAUUUAAA